Paecilomyces variotii is the source of this 1899-nucleotide messenger RNA. RefSeq lists its product as hypothetical. The transcript has 5 exons. Lineage: Eukaryota; Fungi; Ascomycota; Eurotiomycetes; Eurotiales; Thermoascaceae. Bases 1 to 1899 code for a protein of 632 amino acids. The record is from RefSeq and is a predicted model, not a curated record.
AUGGAGUCCGAUCAUACUGACAUUGAAACCUUUAUUAGAGAGCACACCGUCUUACCUGGAGGCCACUACAAUACAGAUAUCAUUGACAUAAACGCCGAUUUAGACUGGUCUGAUCUGAUGAACGAUCUUGAUCAAGAGCACACGAUUGAUCAGACAGGCAUGGAGCCAAAGGAGGCUCUUAACAACAACACAGCCGGAUCUACGACGGCUGAGGCUGAUGCAAUGGUCAAGGAAGAGCAUGAAGACAACGCUCAGCAUUCGCCUCGACAAUCUCAUAGCAGUGAAGUCGAGGACGACAUGGGGUAUGACCAACAUGCCCAUGAACCUGCAGGGGGCAACUUCAAAUCCAGUCCCACAUACACUCAUGCGGAUGUUGAUUCGAGCCCCCUCCUAUUCAGUGCCGGAAUCGACAAUAUGCUGCACGGUGGGAUGAACAACCAGAUGAACCUCGACUACUAUCCUCUCCAACUUUCCCAGAGCAACGUCAUGCGUGACUUGAACGCUAGAAAGGCCGCGCGAUCCCGCGCAGCUACAGUGUCGACGACACGAGACUUCCUCGAGAGACACAGCGCGUCCAGGAACCCUCAUCCAAAUCCUCUUCCAACCCUUGAGAGUUUGCGGUACAAAUACGGCGAAAGGGCUCCACCACCAAGUGAAGCGCUCCCUGAUGAUGUACCCUUUAUCGAUGACCUCUUGAAUCCGCAUCUCAGUGGGGUUGAUAUGGAAACGAUCUUCUCUUCCGCAGAGGAAGCCAGCUCCUAUUACUCCCAGGAGUUCCACCUUCCCCCAGACGACAGUGUCCCCACCACGAUCGAGCAAAAGAAGGCAAUCGUCAAAGCACUUUGUACAGCGAUCAUGAGCGUCGAGAAGGCGGAAGACAACCCCGGUAUGAUCAGACCAUUCGCGGAAUGCAAGUACUCUCCCAGAAGGGUUGAGCUCGCGUGCUGGCACUUGUUGGAGGCAUGCAUAACACGACAUGUAUCAGGACCUUUGUUGGCGGCGUACGAUGUUAAGUACAAACAGUCGAGCGAUAUCCCUACCUUCGCGGAGAGAAUGGACAGGAUAUUUAAGUGCCUCGUGACCCAGAAGACGAUCUGCAAGCACCUUCUUGACCCAUUUUAUUUGUACACCUUUGUCGAUGAUCCAAUCGGUGCUCACAAGAGGGUCAUUGCAAACAAGACCCUCAAUAGACGCAAAGGAGAGGUUAUGAAUGCUGGAAAACAAGUCCUUGGCCAUGGUCGAGUUAAUCCUGCUGCCGGGACUAUCACACCUGGAAGCCGCGAUCCAGAAGAUCCCUUCACUGCUGGCUCGCCGUUCAGUACUCCGCAACACGGUAUGAGCACGACUGCAACGAUGAGCCCCGACAGUGUCAACCGCAGAGGUAUCGCUUCGAUGAUGUUGAGUAGCCCAGCCUCUUCAUCUCCAGGCUCAGAGAAAUAUAACCUGCCAGGACUUCAGCGAGGUGUGAUCACGGGUACUUCUUCAUUCAAUGCAACUCCAAACUUGGCUCAUAUUAAUCGCUCCUUGCAUUCGAGCCCGAUAAUGAGGAGCAUGCACACGGUCAGCCCGGGGCUGACCAGUUUGUCUCACAAUAACUCUGGACAAGCUAGUAGAAGACAAAGCUUUCGAGAGUCGGAGGCUAGUCAGCUAAGGGCACAAGUUGCUGCGCAGUUCCAGGCUGCUCAUCUGGCUGGCAUCGAUCCUGCGCUUCGGCCUCAAGCUAGACGGAUGACAGCUCCUACUUCUCACCCACGCACAGAUGCCGAAAAUACUCUAGAAGCAACAGGGAGCAGAAGAGUCAAGGGAAAUACUGGUGCAUCCGCGGGUCGUCGCAAGCGCAAAGACUCCGAUUCAGACUCGGAGUACCUUCCUUCGCCGGCGAAGAAGGCCCAGCGUUGA